This is a messenger RNA of Umbelopsis ramanniana AG, 1811 nucleotides long. RefSeq lists its product as uncharacterized. The transcript has 12 exons. The record is from RefSeq and is a predicted model, not a curated record. NCBI's taxonomy places the organism in Eukaryota, Fungi, Mucoromycota, Umbelopsidomycetes, Umbelopsidales, Umbelopsidaceae. Gene Ontology annotation, molecular function: zinc ion binding; cysteine-type deubiquitinase activity. Bases 243 to 1745 code for a protein of 500 amino acids. Gene Ontology annotation, biological process: spliceosomal complex assembly; protein deubiquitination; mRNA processing.
CUCCUACCAUUGCUGCUCGCAAGCAUGCCUAUCUAAACUGUUAACGCGCACGCCAUCCGAGAAUAUAACUGACUCUGGCGCUUAUGACCAUUUGGCAACCAGUAAUCAAAUCCAUAGUCAUAGAGCGUCAUUACAGAUUCGCAUAGCAUCCGAUCAUGAUACCCUGUCUCUAGAGCGAGCGAGAACACUGUAAAAGCAAUCGACUCAGUGUGCAGUCACAUAGCUCUUCCUUUCAUUCCGCAAUGUCGACCACCGCUCAGAGAAAACGACCAAAGUCGAAUUCAAUCGACGUGGAGCCAACGGCUAAGAAACCACGUCUUGAGAUCGAAGCGGAUGAGGCGGACAAUGCUGUAUCACAAACGCAAGACCAUAGCGAAAGUCAAGCAUCCAGUGAUCUGUAUUUGGAUACUGUCAAUCGCCAAAUGCUAGAUUUCGACUUUGAGAAACUUUGCUCGGUAUCCCUUUCCAAUUUGAACGUGUAUGCCUGUUUAGUUUGCGGAAAAUAUUACCAAGGCAGAGGCAAAUCGUCACACGCGUAUUUCCAUAGCUUACAUGAAGACCAUCAUGUAUUCAUCAAUUUGGAAACUUUGAAGGUGUACGUUUUGCCAGAUGGAUAUGAGGUUAAACACAGCUCUUUAGAUGAUAUCAAGUUUGUCUUAAAACCAACCUUUACCAAAGAAGAAGUUGCCAAACUGGAUACCAAUACCAAAUAUUCAUAUGAUCUCCACAAUAAGAAAUAUCUGCCUGGUUUCCUCGGCCUGAAUAACAUCAAGGCUAAUGAUUAUGUUAACGUCAUCAUCCAAGCGUUGAUCCACAUACCACCUAUUCGUAAUUACUUUAUACUCAACACAAGCGAGACGAGCUCAUCUUCACAGCUAGUUGAGCGAUUUGGAGCACUUGUCAGAAAGAUGUGGAAUCCACGAGCGUUUAAGGGCCAAGUCAGUCCACACGAGCUGCUCCAGGAAAUAUCGAAUGCGAGUGAAAAGCGGUUCAAACUUACGGAGCAGAGCGAUCCAGUAGAAUUUAUGUCCUGGUUCUUAAAUACAUUACACAAGGAUCUCGGAGGCACUAGAAAGCGAACGAGCAGUAUAAUCUAUAGAACAUUUCAAGGAGAAGUUAAAGUUGAGACGCAGAGUAUUGGUGUGAAAGAGACUCAAAUUACAGAGGAUGAAUCAUGGUUAUUUGAUGCAGACAGAGCUAUAACAGCGAACCAGUCCCCAUUCCUAUUUCUUACAUUGGAUCUUCCACCGGCACCCUUGUAUCAAGACGAGCUUGAGCAAAAUAUCAUCCCACAAGUUCCAUUGAUCACCAUCUUAAAUAAAUACAAUGGUGUGCAAGCUCAGGAAAUUAAAGGGGAUCUCAAGCGCUACCACAUCACAAGACUUCCAAAUUAUCUUAUUUUCCACGUCAAACGGUUUACCAAAAACAAUUGGGCCAAAGAGAAAAACCCUACGAUUGUUAACUUUCCCAUCAAAGGUGUCGAUUUGUCCGAGUUCUCAGACGAUCCUACAGUGGAGAAACUAGGAUCGCAGUACGAUCUGUUGGCCAACAUCUCUGAAGAAGGUACUGCUACUUCGGCCACCUACAAGAUUCAUGUACGAAAUCGGGCUUCAGACCAGUGGUUCCAAAUCCAGGAUCUCCGCGUUGAGGAAAUUCUCCCGCAAAUGAUUUUCUUGUCUGAAAGUUAUAUUCAGAUCUGGGAACGAAGGAAAACCCCUAUCAAGGGCAAAGGCAAAGUUGGAUGAAUAAAAUAAAAAAAGAGCUGGUUCUAUAGAACAACGAGCCAUAAGUUAUCAUCAUUACUUGAUUUA